Messenger RNA from Protopolystoma xenopodis, 504 nucleotides. Lineage: Eukaryota; Metazoa; Platyhelminthes; Monogenea; Polystomatidea; Polystomatidae. The record is from the annotation of a GenBank genome assembly.
AUGUCUCUGGCAAAUAACAAGAUUAUCCAAAUGCAUGCCGUCUCUGCUCUUACAAAUCUAUCUCUUCUCAAUCUGCCCAACAAUGAAAUAAUUUCUAUUGAUGGUACUUCACUUUCAAAAUGUGAAUACUUUAUAGGAUUAAAUUGCCUUACCAAUUUGCGAUGGCUUAAUCUUUCAUGCAAUCGGAUUAAGUACAUUGAAAAUUUGGAACACAACGUGAACCUGAAACAUUUAGAUUUAUCUGAGAAUCAAAUAAGAUCUCUCGGAAAUCUAUCUAAGCUAGUCCGCUUAAAGACCUUGCUUUUGCAUUUUAAUAAUAUUUCUUCUCUGGAGUCUGCCCCUGACUAUUUUCCUGAAUCCAUCGAGAUACUUUCUUUAGCUGGCAAUACUAUAAAGGAUUUUUCCGAAAUUUUUCGUCUUGUUAACCUCAAGUGUCUGUCGCAGUUUUCUUUGAGGAAAAAUCCAUGCACCAACAUGAUGUAUCUUUUAAACAGUCCUGUCUAG